CACCAUCCAUCAACCUCUGGCGCGCGGUACGGGAAUGGAUGGAACUACUUUGUAUGCGAGGAAUUCGAGGGCUGGCGAUCAUGGAAGCCGAAGAUCCAGGGGCCAUGGCAAUGUAUAAGAGUUUCCCUGCCGCCCCACGUUUUUCUUUUCCUCGCAGGCAAGUCCUACACGACUAACAUUCGUUUACUUCGUCCACUUUCACUCUUUUCCAACCACAUUCAUUCAUUUGUCGUGAUCCGGGAUCACCUACUUGCUUUGUACAAUGUUCUCCAAGACCAUCCUCGCUUCCUCCCUCAUUGCGGCUGUGUCCGCUCAUCAGAACUUCCACCAGUUCUGGGUCAAUGACGAGACUCCCGGCUACCAGGUCGGCAUCCGGAUGCCGCCGUCCAACAGCCCCGUGACGGAUGUCACGAGCGAAGAUAUCGCAUGCAACGUCAACGGACAAACCGGCGUGGCCGACACUGUUGCCGCCAGCGAAGGCGACACCAUCAAGGUUCAGUGGGAUCAAUCUGGCCACCCUGGCCCAAUCACCCACAUGCUCUUCGGUCCCGUUGACAGCGCGAAGGCUGCGACCGGCGUUGGUUCGUGGUUCAAAAUCGACGAACUCGACUACGUUGACGGCAAGUGGGCCAACGAGAUUAUGGGCGCGGCCAACAUGACGCACGAGUUCAAGCUUCCUACGGGUCUGCCCAGCGGCGAGUAUCUCCUUCGUUCGGAGAUGCUUGCGCUUCACGGCGCGCAGACCGUCGGCGGAGCCCAGUUUUACAUUGGCUGCGCUCAGCUCAAGAUCACCGGCACCGGCAGUGACGGCGCUUGCGGUCCUGAGAUCAAGCUCCCCGGUGCGUACAACGCUGAAGAUGCCAACAUCUACAUCCCCAACGUCUACAACGGCUUCGACCCCACCAACUACACUGCCCCGGGAGGACCUGUUGGCAGCUGCGGCGGCUCUGGCUCCACCGCGCCUGUGUCGUCCAAGCCCUCUAGCAACAGCACCACACCUGCGACCUCAGCCGCCGCUGCGUCGAGCGCUGCUGUAUCCACAAGCGUCAGCAUCGCCUCCAAUGUUGCUGUAUCCGAUGUAGCCGCUCCCACCUCGAGCGCCCCGGUUGCUUCCGUCACAGCUGCCCCUGGCGGUAACACCACUGCCUCCGCCCUUCCCAGCCUCGUCUUCCCCAGCACGUUCCAGACCUCGGUCGUUGCUGCUCCCAGCACUUUCCAGACCUCCGUCAUCGCUGCUCCUACCAACAACACUGCUCCUUCUGCCCCAAGCUCCACUGGCUCUGUCGGAACAAUAAAGAAGUAUGGCCAGUGCGGUGGCAGAAACUAUCUUGGUGCUACGAGCUGCGAGAGUGGUUCGACCUGCACUGUGAUGAACGACUAUUACUCGCAGUGCGUGUAAGGGUGUCGAUGGGACACGGGUGGCGGAGCAUAGGACAUUACUGAUGGUGAUGGAGAACUAACUUCUUGUAUAUAUAUAUCAUACUUUCUCUGGUCCAAACAAUAUAGGCCUGUACAUUCUUCAGCCACUUCC
This is a messenger RNA of Paraphaeosphaeria sporulosa, 1531 nucleotides long. RefSeq lists its product as uncharacterized. The coding region runs from base 263 to 1399 and encodes 378 amino acids. Gene Ontology annotation, molecular function: cellulose binding. The transcript has a single exon. The record is from RefSeq and is a predicted model, not a curated record. Gene Ontology annotation, cellular component: extracellular region. Gene Ontology annotation, biological process: carbohydrate metabolic process. Lineage: Eukaryota; Fungi; Ascomycota; Dothideomycetes; Pleosporales; Didymosphaeriaceae.